UCCUCCUCCUCCUCCUCUUUCCGUUCCCUUUCCUCCUCCACCUCCACCACUUCCUCCAGCCCUCCUCCCUCUCUCUGCCCACCAUGGCGGGCGGGGGGGACAUGCGGAGGGCGUGUCCGCACCAUCGCAAGUCGCUCUUCUGCAGACUCUGGCGAAGAGGCGUGCUGGGCAUGAUGGCGUCGGCGCGGGUGCUGGUGGUGCGCGGGUCGCUGUUCCUCAACGCCGUUCUGGUGCUGUACCUGUGCCUGUCGUGGCUCUCCACCACGCCCACCACGCGCCUCGUGCCCUCCUCCUCCGCCUUCAGGGGCGUGAGCUCGGCGCCGCCUCUGCCCGCCCUGCCCAUGCCCGGCACGGCGGAGGGCGCGGAUGAGGGCGGGGCGCCGCUGCCGCUCCCCGUCGGGGCGGGGGGAAACCUGGCGGCGCCCCCGCCCGCGCCGCAUGGCUCGGCGCCCCUCCACCUGCCGCCCUUGUCGCCCGAGCUGCUGGCCGAGGGCGCCGCCGCCCCCGCCGAGCUCCGCGACAUGGCCCUGGGCGGGCGGAGGACCCUGGGCCAGCGCGUGGCCGACGAGCCGCACGCCGACGGCGGCGCAGGCGGCGCGGCCCCGGGGGCGUCGUCGCCGUCCGCCGCGGCCGCGGGAGGCGAGCAGGAGGAGCCGCCCCGGGAGGUGCAGGAGAGCGCGGGCGUGACGGAGCAGCUGGUGGCGGAGCCGAUCGUGACGGAGCCACCCGACCCGCCGCUGGACUCGCAGGAGCGCAAGAUGUACGCGGACCUGCGCGAGUGCUCGACGCGCUCGCUGCGCCCCUUCUACCAGCAGCGCGGCGACUACUGGGUGCUCGAGAACUACAUCCCCGCCGCCCUGGCCUUCCGCUGCGACGAGUCCAUCACCUACACCACCCACGGCGACUUCACCUUCCUCGACAACCUGGAGCCGCUCACCUCCAGGUGGCAGGGCCCGGUGAGCGUGGCGGUGUACGCGCCGGGGACGGACUUCAACGACACCGUCAACACCAUCCUGUAUCUGCGCGACUGCUGGGCGGAAGGCAUCAAGAAAUACGUCACCUUCCACCUGUUCUUCCACGUGGCGCACACGCCCAAGAAGGUGCCGACGACGGAGGAGCUGCUUCGGCGCAAGACGGACUGCGCGCAGGAGCCGCCGCGCUGGGCCAACGUGACCACGUACCGCCAGAAGAAGAAGCUGCUGUACCCCGUCAACGUGGCCAGGAACACGGCGCGGCAGGCGGUGCAGACGUACUUCGUGCUGCCCUCGGACGUCGAGCUCUACCCGUCCGUCAAUUUCAUUCCAGAAUUCUUCAAGAUGCUGAAGAAGCCCGACGUCUCGAACAGCACCAACCCGCGCGUGUACGUGUUCUCCAUCUUCGAGGUGCGGGACAACGCGACGGCGCCGGAGACCAAGGGGGACCUCCAGCGCAUGCUCAAGAAGGGCGACGCGAUCCCCUUCCAUAAGAACGUGUGCGCCAAGUGCCAUAACGUGCCCAUGUCGAAGGAGUGGAUCGCCGCGCCGCUGCACCCGGGGAUGUCCGUGUUCCACGUGGGCAAGCGGCAGCCGCCGUACCACAAGUGGGAGCCCAUCUACGUCGGCACCAACAAGGAGCCUCUUUACGACGAGCGCCUCUCGUGGGAGGGGAAGAGCGAUAAGAUGACGCAGAUGUACAUCCUGUGCGUCCGCGACUACGAGUUCCACAUCAUGGACAACGCCUUCCUCGUCCACCGGCCAGGAAUCAAGAAGCUGCACAAGGACCCUUCGCGAGACCGGGUCGUGGCCAAGCAGAACACGGCCAUCCGCACCAAGAUCCUGCCAGAGUAUAAGACCAUGUUUGGGUAUCGGAAGAGCUGCGUUAUUUAAGGAGGGCGAUUUUUAGGACAAGGCUGGGGUGGUUGGGUGGGGGUAUUGUGGGGAUAUAGGGGUGGGAGGGUGCCAUUGGGUGGGAGAGCUUCGUUGUGCAGUUGCUGUGGAUUUGCGUUUCGUGGGCGAUUGGUUAUUUUUUUGCGUUUCUUGAUGUUUUGUAGAUUUUUUUCUCUUCUUUUUUUCUUUCGUUAUUUUGAUGUUGGAUUUACUCCUUGUGAUAUAAGGAAACAAGAGUGAUUUAGAUGUUAAGAUUUUAUUGAGUGUAAAAUGUAAUGUUUUUAGGUAUUGAUUUUCCACAUUUUGUUAUGCCAAGAAUAACAAUAUGGGGGAAUGUUUAUUAUUAUUAUUAUUUUUAUUUGUCAGAGUGAUUGAUAGCUAAAGAUAUGAAUCAUGAUAAAGAUCGGUUUAUGUGCAUCAAACUGACAUAAAUUAAAAGAACUGUUAUGCUUUGUAUGAGUUAUAUAGUAUACAUGGACUGUAUGAUACAUUGUACAGUGAAAAAGUUUAUAUUGAUGUUAUACAUAUUGUUAACUUCGUGAUGCAGCAAUUUACGAUAAGGAAUAUUGGGCCUUAUGGUGAUGGGGUACUGUUUAUGUAUGCAUUCAUUCUCAGUGGUGUCUAUAGACUUCCAGAAGGGCAGGGGGGAACUCUGUUGAAAAACAGGGCACCCUUAUGACUUAAUUAAAGGGCAGUUUUCUUUCCCUGAUCAUUCCUGAGAGCAUUUCUCUUUUCCUGAUUUCGACCAAAAGGCCUUUUUCAUGUGGAAAGGGAAUAGCCAGAGGUUCGGGUACCCUGAGACUCCUUGUGCCUUUCCUGUUUUAUUUAUUUUUAUGCUUAUUCUUGAGAAACUACAAGUUUAUUUUUUUACAAUGUAUUUAUGGUAAAGAAAUGAUCAAUCUGAAGUAUCAAGGAUAAGGACUCGUUGGUUUGUGUAGGAAACUUCGAGACUUUAUAUCCAAUUAAGAUUCUUUUCAUGCUGGAUAAAACCCAGUGUAGCAUUUUUGUUAGGAUUAAGAGGUGAAAAUCUUAUCAGUCAUUUAUCAACAUAGAUUGAUCUGUGAUGGAUAAGAAAGAAGAAAAAUAAUGAACAUGAACAUCAGGGAUUGGUAUAAGUUUUCAUCCUAUUUGAUAUGUUUAUAACUACAGCUUCUAUUGGAAUUUGUUUAAGAUAGGCAGGCUAAUAAGCAUAUUCGUCAGGGCAUGUAUAAUAGGGAUCAAUCCAUUAGGGAAUUAGUAAUAGAGGAAGGAUGCCUGUGUGUAAAAAAAAUGAUGAGAGUAUUUUAAUAGAGAAGCUUGAGUACUGAUAAGUAAUGGUAGGAGUGAAACAUGGAUAGAGAAACGUUGAUUAAUGUUAAUAGAGAAUAAAUGUUGAAACAUGGAUAAGUAUAGGGAAUAAUGAGGGAACAAAACACACAACCUUGUGUUCUUAGAAUAGACUUGAAAAUAGACUAGCCUCUGGUUUUUCAAGGGUAGGAAUGUGUAUAUGUAUAUGUAUAUGUAUGUGUGUGUGUGUGUGUGUGUGUGUGUUUUUCUUUGAUUUCAUCUAUGUCUGUGCCUUAUGGUAGGACUUUUUAAUCUAUUACAUAUGGGUUUUGUUGUGAGGGAAUCAUGCAGAGUGUGAUUGUAUAUAUUUUCCUGAUUUAUUGUUUGGUUAGAAAAUGCUGUGUUAAGAUAUUAGUUUUUACACACACACACACACACACAUACUGUGUACACAUCUGUAGUUGAACACAUACACAAACCUAUCUUUUCUUUGCUGUGUAUGGUGGCCUUGCGGUCACUGCAACCUAUGAAGUCUAUGUUACAUAUCAGAACAGGGGAAUUCUGCGGAAAGGGUCUCCAUUGCAAAACAAAUAAGGGAGAUUUAUUUCUAUUUCGUAUCAUGCUGAACAUUCCUGUUAUUGAUGUUUGUAUUAGUUUUAUGGUAGUUAAGUUUUAAAAGUGCGUUGUCCAGAUACAAAGAGUUCCUGCCGAUGAGAUAGGGUGACUGAAUUUUUUGUAUUUUGCAAUACAAGAUGGGUAAUGGUCCUUCCAAACUACACUUUCCUCUGCUAGGCAUGGGAGAGUGAUGCUGGUAGUCCUGUUAUUUUUCUUCCAAAUAUUCUAUGUAUAUGAUAAUGGGGGAUGGGAGGGGGGAUGAUGAUGCCACUAGGAAAAAAAAAAAAAAAAAAAAA
Molecule: messenger RNA, 4042 nt
Organism: Penaeus monodon (black tiger shrimp)
Lineage: Eukaryota; Metazoa; Arthropoda; Malacostraca; Decapoda; Penaeidae
Product: beta-1,4-glucuronyltransferase 1-like
Exons: 7
Coding region: 84-1865 (593 amino acids)
Source: RefSeq, a predicted model, not a curated record